GCCUUUGGCCCUGUUCGAGGUCAACCAGCCCAGAUGGAAAUUGUUCCUGUGACUUUGUUUGAUUUCCUUCAGACUCUAAGCCUCCAGCCGAGCUUCCCUGCACAGAGCAGGUCUCCAGUGGGACAAUUUUCGUAUUGCAAAAAGUUUUCCACGUUUUAAAGCAAAACUCACACCUCUCCUUAUCGCCGGGAAUACCGACAUUGCAAGUGAGCUGAACGCAGGCAGCAAUUUACAAGCAUGUCAUAGAGUCUAAACACUAAAUCCAUUCUCAUUAGACUAAUACCUAUUCUGAGCGAAACUAGCAUACAGGUGACCUGGUCUGGGCUUCAGCGAGUCUGUUAGGUCUUAGCUCACGCCUGCAGCCCAGGCACGGACGGGCAUCUGGCACAGCCAACAUCACAUACUUGGGAAUCUGAAAUUCCCACGAGGCGACUAGCUGCACCUUUCAAUUCUUAAACCCCUGCUGAAUGCUGGCCUUGUGGCUUUGCAGACCUUGUAGCUCUCAGCUUCUCCUGACUGCUUGGGAUUCACACAAAGAGGAGAAAGAAGCUUCUGGCUUUUUCAGCUCCCAAGCAGUGGUACGAUUUGGAAGACAAAAGACAAAAAAUGUUCCCUCUGCACCUGCCCCAUAAACUGCAUCCCAAAUUCUGAAGGUAAAAAGCUUUUCUCCCCCGACAGGAACUGUAAGGGACACAGGGGCAUGGUGAGCCCAAUGCUGAGAUGCAGCCACCGCUGGAGUGGGGCAGCCAGGGAACAGCCACACACAAUGCCACACAGGGACAGCUUGCCCGACACUGAGACGCAGCCACCUCUGAGGGCAGGGAACAGCUGCACAGUACCACCCCCAGGAGCGAAAGCUUUCCACUCCAUGAACUUCAUUUUACCAAGAACCAGCUCACCGGUUCUCAGUCCUGCCCACACAUCCUGAAUGCAGCGGCAUUUAGUGUCACUGUCUUUUCCUGCACUCUCAGCCCCUGUAUUUUGUCUAGAUUCAUCAGCUGCAGGAGUCUCAGAGCUGGCCAGUUCUCAGCACCCGGUGAGCCAUCCCCAUGCGGUGUUAUGUGCAGCUGUUCUCAAGUUACCCUGACUCAGACCUGGCUGCAUCUCAGUGCCAGGUCCCAGCACUUCCAAGCCCUCCCCCCAACACACACACAUGGUCCUUGCCAUGCUGCUGCCCCUGCUGCUCUGCCUCCUGCCCAGCGCCCUGCUGCCCCCCGGCGCCUGCACGAGGGCCCGGAGCUCCCUGUCCAAGAAGUGCAGCUCCCUGCAGUACUGGCACCAGCAGGCCCAGGCCUGCGUCCCCUGUGAGAACGGCUACGCACACAGAGUCCCACUGCACGGACUGGAAUUCACCGUGAACUGCGGCGUGAGGGACACAGGCGGCCGCUUCGCAACUCCCACCCAGGAGUGUCCAUCCAAAUCCUUCAACGAUGGGCGAUUCCUGCUGUGCCAGCCCUGCUCCCAGUGCCCGCCCGGCACCGAGCUCAGCCCCUGCACCCGCCUGCAGGAUGCCCGGUGCUGCCCCCCGGGGCAGCGGCGGGGGCCGGAUGGGAGGUGCCGGCCCCAGUGCUGCUUCCCCACCGAGCGGUGUCACCCUGCGGUCCGGGCUGACAUCGACUGCAACAGCCCAGCGGAGGCUCCCGGCGCCGAGUCUUCUGCCUCCCCCCCGCCGUGCUGGCCUGGGGCCUCCCCCACGUCGCUUCCGUCUGCAGAGGGGCCGGGGGGCUCUGCUUCGGCCCCCCCCUCUGGGACCCCUGGAGCGCCCGGAUCCUGCAGCCACACGGCAGGCUAUGGGGGGCACGUCGCUCUUCUGACGCUGCUGCUGCUGCUGCUGGUGCUGCUGAGUGGGUCCUUCGCCCUCCUUGUCUGGACAAAGCGUGGCUGGUGCCCCCACCAGGCCUCCAGCUCCAUGGCUAAGCCCCAUCUGCUGCUUCACCCCCAGAGUGCAGAGGAGACAUCUGGCAUCAUAGCACCCACCAUUGGCCAUGCAGGCCUGUGGGGGGCACCACUGCAGCACCUGCUGGAUGACCCAGAUGUGCUGGAGGAGCUGAUCAUGCUGCUGGACCCUGAGGGCAAGGCUGGGGCAGGCACCCGGCACCUGGCUGCCCGCUACGGCCUCUCAGCCACCUGGAUUGACUAUGCCUAUUCCCUGCGCAGCACGCGCAGCCCCCUGCGCGCCACCCUGGAGACAGUGGCUGCCCGCCAGCCUGAUGCCACGCUGGGGCAGCUGGCUGGGCUGCUGACUGCCAUGGGGCGCAAGGAUGCCCUACAGGUGCUGGAGGGAGUGCAGGUGGGGGUGUGAGGUGCAUGCCUGGACAGACAUGCAACAUCCUUGCCAACCACAGGAAGGAAAUGAGCCAGGACCGUGUUCACACUGCCCUCCACUCUCUAGCUGUGCCACCUCACUAUCCCAUCUAUCCUCCUCCACAAGAAUCACAAGGCAGCUGGGUUCUCAGGUGCCAGCCUCCCCCGGGUGCAGGGGGGGGGGUAGUAAUCCACCAAGAACCAUCAAGGAGUGUAGUUAGAGUGAAGACCAGGACACCUGGGUUGCCAGGUGGCUGGGGGCAGCUGUUAAGAGCAGGCCUGGCCCCCCCCCCCACUGGAGGAGAGUUGAGGGUCAAUCAGGCAGAGGGGCUGCCUUCUCCCACCUAGUCUCAGAGCCCAUGGUGCAGACAGUCACAUCAAAGGGCAGCAGGAGGCACCUAAGCCACAUUGGAGACCUUGACACCACCCUCAGCCCAGGAGACAGUGACUGACGGAUGCAGGACAGGAGCAUCUGGUAACUGCCACACUGCAGCAACCUAGGAGGACAGCUUGCCCAGUACUGAGAUGCAGCCACCUCUGGAGUAGGGAACAGCUGCACAUAAUGCCACAUGGGGCCAGUCUCUGCAAUGAACCUGUCCCGAGCAGCAGGCACAGGCCCUGAAGGUCCCUAAGGAGUCAGCGGACGCUGCCCCGUGGAACUCUGCCUGGAGGCGUGAGACUAGGGAGGAAUGGGAAUAGAUCCUACAGGCGCAGAGCACCCCCCUCGGCCAGCAGCCUCCUCCUGGGGUAACAGAUGGUG
This is a messenger RNA of Gopherus flavomarginatus (Mexican gopher tortoise), 3064 nucleotides long. It is a transcript of the gene IGFLR1, whose product is annotated as IGF like family receptor 1. The transcript has 9 exons. Lineage: Eukaryota; Metazoa; Chordata; Testudines; Testudinidae. The record is from RefSeq and is a predicted model, not a curated record. The coding region runs from base 1154 to 2302 and encodes 382 amino acids. Gene Ontology annotation, biological process: signal transduction. Gene Ontology annotation, molecular function: protein binding.